Messenger RNA from Oryzias melastigma (Indian medaka), 2234 nucleotides. RefSeq names its product cadherin-1. Lineage: Eukaryota; Metazoa; Chordata; Actinopteri; Beloniformes; Adrianichthyidae. The coding region runs from base 16 to 1806 and encodes 596 amino acids. Gene Ontology annotation, molecular function: calcium ion binding; cadherin binding. The transcript has 10 exons. The record is from RefSeq and is a predicted model, not a curated record. Gene Ontology annotation, cellular component: catenin complex; plasma membrane; cytoplasm. Gene Ontology annotation, biological process: multicellular organism development; adherens junction organization; cell morphogenesis.
UCGAUUGAUAUUUUGAUGUGUUUUUUCUUAGUUGGAUUCACUGACUGCACAGAUCGAAUCCAGUUUCUUUUCAACACAGAUGACAGUCACUUUGUGUUGAAUUCUGAUGGAGUGUUAAUUGUUCAAAGAGGAGUUGAUCUUGAUGAAGGACAUCAGGACUUUUUUGUCCACUCCUGGGACUCUGAGGGCAACAAAAUGACUGUUCCUGUCAUGGUCCUGCUUGAGCAUCACUAUGAGAGUUGGGAUGCUGAGCAGCACCAUGGAGGCCGCAGACACCAGAACCAUCACAACACUAGGCUGGAUUCUGCCAGUAUUAAAGAGACUGCAGGACAUCCAGAUGUGGCUGUACGUUAUUUUCCUAAGUCGAGUAAUGGACUGAGGAGGAGGAAGAGAGACUGGGUUAUCCCUCCAUUCAAUUAUCCUGAGAAUCACGAUGGACCCUUUCCAUAUAAAAUAGCUCAGGUUCGCUCCACUGUGGACAAAAUGAAGAUGGUCACCUACAGCAUCAUGGGUCCAGGAGUUGAUGAAGAUCCUAAAGGACUCUUUACAAUGGACAAAGACACCGGGGACCUCUAUGUUCAUCAGAGACUCGACAGAGAGAAACAAGCAAAUUAUACGCUGAUGGCAUAUUCCAAUGCAGAGGAUCCCUUGGAAAUUAUCAUCAAUGUAAUUGACAUGAAUGACAACAAACCUAUUUUUGAACAGACAUCCUAUGUGGGAGAAGUUGCUGAAUCCUCACCAAAAGGGACUACAGUGAUUCAGGUUUUAGCCACUGAUGCUGAUGAGCCAGGAAAUGACAACUCGAUUAUCAAAUACACUAUUCUGCGCCAGGAACCAAAGCUGCCCAAUGACCACAUGUUUGUCAUUAACACCAACAAUGGAGCCAUCAUGGUUGAAGAUGUUGGUUUGAACAAAGAGACGUAUCCUGAGUACACUCUGCAAAUACAGGCAGCAGAUAUGAAAGGAGAAGGAUUAACUGGAAAAACAAAAGUAGUUUUGAAAGUGGCGGAUAGAAAUGACAACGCUCCAGUCUUUAUUCAAUCUACUUAUUGGGGAUCAGUUGAUGAAAACGCAGUGGGGGUUCAGAUUGUUAAAUUGUCAGUAACUGAUAAAGAUGAACAGAACGCCCCAGCAUGGAACGCCAAGUUCAAGAUUAUCAGUGGAGAUCCUGAGAAGUUGUUUUCCAUAGAAACAGGAUCCAACAAACAAGAAGGAAUCAUCAAAACUGCUCUGGGACUGGACUUUGAGAAAAGCAGAACACACACUCUAUCUGUUAUUGUGGAGAACGACGUUCCUUUUGCCGUUGAAGUGACCACCUCCACCGCCACAGUGGUGGUGACCGUGAAGGACGUCAACAAGCCUCCAGUCUUUAAAGAAAAGGAGAUGUUGGUUAAUUUUCCUGAAAACUUAGCUUUGGACAGUGUGAUUAAAAAGUGUGAGGCGGAAGACCCAGACUUUGCAAAUGAAAACACUGUCAAGUUUAAAAUAGGUAGUGACCCAGCAGGCUGGUUGAACGUUGACGAGAAUACAGGCCUGGUGACGGUGAAAAACCUCAUGGACAGAGAGUCUGCUUUUGUGAAGAACGACACAUACACAGCCCUCAUUCUUUCUUAUGAUGACGGUAGGUGGGAAAGUCAAGAUAACGAAUAUGUCUGCUUAAUGGAAAAGCAUGAUUCGCAAAAUUGCAUAAUUGCAUUACAACAAAAAUGGCAGAAAGGGGGUAAGAACUUCAAGUCCUUCAUCUCUUUUGUUUCUGAUGAAAAACUUACUGUCAUUGCCUUCUCAGAAACUCGACUAAAUGAAUAGAAAGAGCUAUUAAACAAAGUGGAGGGAUAUAUUAUUUUUUUUUUCUUCAAAACAAAUUGAACAAAAGAGGGGUUUGAUUGCCAAGUUAUUUGCAUGGGUUCAAAUUGUAAGGUUAUUCCACAAAUAUACUUCCUAUUAAUAUUCAAAGGAAAAUCUUAAAACAUAUUCAAAUAAGUUGUAUUUAUAGAAGCUCAGGAGGGCAUCAGUCUAAUAGGAAAAUUACUGAGUUGUUUGAAAGGAGGAAUAACAAGCUGACUUUAGUAUAAUCAUAUGGAUUUGUGAAAAAAUAGCAAGCAUUUAAAAACAACCGAAUUUGUAAACAUAAUGUUUAGUUUAGGUUUUUAGCCUUGAAUAUCAAAACUAAGUAGAAUAACUCUAAAUAGUGCUACUUAUUGAUAACGUAUUCCUGAAAAAAGCUGAAACGAGAG